Cheilinus undulatus (humphead wrasse) is the source of this 6065-nucleotide messenger RNA. RefSeq names its product NUAK family SNF1-like kinase 1. Gene Ontology annotation, molecular function: protein serine/threonine kinase activity; tau-protein kinase activity; ATP binding. NCBI's taxonomy places the organism in Eukaryota, Metazoa, Chordata, Actinopteri, Labriformes, Labridae. Gene Ontology annotation, cellular component: cytoplasm. Gene Ontology annotation, biological process: intracellular signal transduction; protein phosphorylation; microtubule cytoskeleton organization. The coding region runs from base 561 to 2666 and encodes 701 amino acids. The transcript has 7 exons. The record is from RefSeq and is a predicted model, not a curated record.
AGUCUAAACCACUGUGAUCACUCUUUCUGACUUCAAAGUCUCCACUUCCUCCCAGUUUCUUCAAAGUGUUUUCAAGGAUUUAUUCUGGCGGAGCUCACCGCAUGGCGAUGCAUCAACAAACAUGUCCGACUGAAGUGGUGGCUUUAGGGUGAGCUUUUGACCCGCAUGACAUUCCGUACAUGCCUUUAUCUCCAUCUCUCUGGUUGAAAACAUGCUAUAGAGAGGGAAAAAAACCUCAAAUGAUCCCAAAUGAGCGAGGCGCUGCGGGAUGUUGCUCAGAGAUCAGCCUUUGGUAUGAGGAGGCGCCACCCCUCCAUCGCCUCAGAGCAUGUGGUUCCCAUCGCUCCUGUUGCUGUUUUUGAGGAGAGUGAGAGCGAACAACACAACUGCAGCUCAAAUGGAUCGGCUGCACAUUUUUAAGCCAUUUCGAUAGUUUGUUGCUGUUACGACGUCUUUACCUGCGACUUUUUUGUCUAUGGCAAGCUCCUAAGCUGCAUUUCUUAAAAGUAAUUUUGAGCGCAGUCCCAGGGGAGGCUGCUCCUGACAGGUGCGCAGAAAGGAUGGGCAGACGUGAAGCAGACAGCAGAGGCGCAAUGAACACCAGCGAACACUCCGAGCUCGGUUGUCUGCAAGAGGCGGCAUCCAGUGACCAUCGGGCCGGUGAAGAGUCCCCGAUUCUGGGCUGCCAGCGCGUAGACAGGCGGCACAGACAGUCGGACACGGAGGCGGGGAGCCGGGCACUGACUGCCAUGGCAGAGCCGAUGGAAGUGAAGAAGCACCAGCACAAGCACAACUUGAAACACCGUUACGAGGUGAUGGAGACUCUGGGAAAAGGCACGUACGGUAAAGUGAAGAAGGCGGUGGAGAGGGCAAGUCUGAGGACGGUGGCAAUAAAAUCAAUCCGCAAGGAGCGCAUCACUGAUGAACUGGACAGGAUUCACAUCCAGAGAGAGAUUGAGAUCACAUCUUCGCUCAGACACCCCAACAUCAUCCGCUUCCACGAGGUGUUCGAGAGCCGAGAUAAGAUUGUGAUAGUGAUGGAGUACGCCAGGAGAGGAGAGCUGUACGAUUACAUCCAGGAGAGGAGACGACUGACUGAAACAGAAGCCAGAAGCAUCUUCAGACAGAUCACAUCAGCUGUCCACUACUGCCACAAGAAUGGUGUUGUGCAUCGAGACCUCAAGCUGGAGAACAUCCUGUUAGAUCAGGACCUGAAUGUAAAGCUGGCAGACUUUGGACUUUCCAACCAUUUCCAGAGGGGCGACCUGCUGCAGACUUACUGUGGAAGCCCACUCUAUGCUGCUCCAGAAAUAGUGAAAGGACUGCCAUACCAGGGGCCAGAGGUGGACUGCUGGGCGCUCGGUGUGUUGCUGUAUGCCCUGGUUUACAGCAGCAUGCCAUUUGAUGGGGCUAGUCACGCCACACUCACAGAGCAGAUCAGCCAAGGGCGCUACCGCAGACCAAACCCCCCCUCUGACGCCUGCGCUCUUAUCAACUGGCUACUGACAGUACGUGCAGACGAGAGGGCGACGAUAGAGGACGUGGCCAACCACUGGUGGGUGAACUGGGGUUUUGAGGAGAGUGUGUGUGACUGCCCUUCAUCCUCACACCAAGAAUGCCCCUCCCCCCUCCUGGCUCGCUACAUCGACUGGCAGAAUCGGGUCACGUCUGCCAGUAACAUGGCUGUUGACCCAGGGUGCCUCUCGUUAGACUCUUCCUAUCCGCCCCAACCUUCUACUCACCCCUUUUACUUCAGCCUACCUUUAAAAAGCGAUCGUGGUGGUGGAGGAAGGGCACGUGGAGGGAUGUCAAGCGUUAGGAAGUCACGCAAGGAAAAUGUGAUUCCCCAGACUGCACUUGGAGCUUGUGGAGGUGUUUGUGUCACGACUGCUUCAUCCGCUGGCAUUUCUUCAGCUUCUAGCAUUGAAAGAAAGAAACCUAAAGGCAUUUUAAAGCACCAGAGGAGUUGUGACUCAGUCUUUCACAGCCCUCCUAAAGAAAACUCUUCCUCCAAACCUUGUAGCACUGCUCCGAGGCCAUGUAGAACAUUUUCCCACACACAUACUGAAGUCCUGUCCUCUAGUCUGCCACCGGCCUCAUCAUUCAGUCAGCCCUCAUCAAAAAUGCCCAAGAAGGGGAUACUCAAGAACUUGUAUAGCGGGGAGUCGGUUUAUGUUUCAUCAUCAGAGAGGAGAAUCUCUGGAGUAGGAGGUAAAGAAGCUGAUGUAAGUGACUUAUGCACAGACAAACAGCACACUUGUCUCCCAGCAGCAGAAGACAGCCCCACCAUGCGCACAGAGGCAGUAAGAAGGAGAAAGGGUAUCCUGAAACGUAACGGCAAAUUCUCUCGCAGUCUGGAUCUUCCUGAUGGGCAACACUCAUCUCCUUCCCCUGCCCCCACAAUAUUGCCUGAAGCCUUGCAGCACCUCCUCCAAGCCACAGGGGGCGCCGAUGGUCGUCGCAGCCGUCCCUCUAGCGUGGUGAGCGAGGACAGCCUCUUCUCCUCAGACUCCUUUGACCUACUAGACCUCAGCGCCCAAUCACGUCGCAGGUUUUUCACCCGGGGAAUGCAACGCAGUGCCUGUAGCUCUGAGGAAGACCUGGAGCAGCUGAAGGUCGACGAGGCUGGUGGGGAUGUUAAAGGACUGAGGAAAAUGCUCACAUAAGCCUAAAACGUGAUGGACUCAUUUGUGUGGGGACGAACUGUGCUUAUUUUCACUUUAAUAGUCGGUAAUAAUUAUUUCUGUGUGAAGAAAAAAUCUAAAGCUCCUGUGAAGAACUUUUGGCUUGUGUCGACUAUGGAUGUCACAAGGCGGAUAAUUAAAUUAAUCUAGUUAGAAACAAGCUAUAAUUAUGUUUAGUUUACUAGUAUGAGGAUGCUAUCACACUAAGGAUCCAAGUACGCUUGAACCCAAAGUCUGGUUCAUUUUGGUCAGUGUGAGUGCAAAUGAACUGUACUUGGACCCAGGCCUGGGCUCGCUUGGGGAGGCAGUUUCAGCGCAAUUCAAGAGGACUCUGGCAUGGUUUGAAUGAAAUGUGAUUGCAAUAAUGCCCAAUACUGGGCAGAGAGUAGCAUCAGUUAUAUGACAUCAAUUCAAAAACAAAACCUCUUUCUGACUAGUUGUAUUCAGUGAGGAAAGCUGCAAAGGCAACAAAUGUCUCCUGUCAACUUUAAAAAAAUCUUGUAGUCGCAAUUUUAAAAAACAUUCCAUGGUGGCAGGAUGCACUCUUUUGCCAGCAUAAAACAAAAACAAUUGUCACUCCAUUCAUGACCUGACUGUUUGCCAUGGUAGUUUCUUUUUGACCCCCUCCUUGGUGGGUUUGCUAACUAGCCACCCGCUGUAUCAGACUAAGUACAUACACAAGGGCUUGGAAAGAUGCCUCUAAUGUGAAAGCAAGCCAGCUGGAGGGGGGGUAAUUGUGCCACAGCGCUGUAAUGUGAAAGCACUCUUUUUGCAGGACGCAGUUGAUGUUAGUAGUGCUUGUACUGCUGGUCUUUAAUCCUUUUUGCAGGUUAACGUCCGCAUUCCUGAGCUGAAUGUUGUUACUGAGUGCUUAGGUAUAACCAGACGACCUAUGUACAACUUAAUCCCCCAUUUUUAGUUCAAAAUAGUGCUAAACUGCACUAUCCCACAAGAUGUUAACAGUGCUAUCAGUUCAGUUGUUUACACUCCUAUAUUCAAUAGGGAUGUUUCAGACUGAGUGCAUGCUUGCUGCGUGACGACUGCAGCCCUUGUCUGCUACAGCUUGCUCUGCUACAGCUUUCAUACCAGACACAUGUGCCUACAAGUUACCUGAUUCAGUAUUUAACUGAGCCUGGAAAAAUUCCAAAUACAAGCAUUCUACAUGGGUCAAGAGAGUAUCGUUUCUCCCUGUAAGCGCCAAACCGAGUUUUUCCUUUGUAAAAGCACAAACUAGAAAUGUAACCGUACUGUGUUCAUCUUCCCUAUAGCAUAUUCUACCGGCUAGUCAAAGUCUAGAGAACUGCUCUGUUAGACUGACGUGUUUGACACAUUGCAAAUAUAUUCUUCUGAUGUGUCUUUACAUACAGUAUCUGUUUUCUUGACUGAGGUAAAUGUGGCUCUUGAUCAUUAUCCUGCCUAUUUUGGCUGAGAGAAGUAAAUGGCUCUGAAAAAAAAGCCUUAUAUUCUAUUAUCAUACUUUGAGCAUGAGACUCAGGACUCACACCAGCAAUCUGAAAGCCCUGAUUUGCUAACAUGUAUUCUGAAAUGAAAACCAUGCCACGAUGCAGCUGUUACACAGCCGCCAUGCAACCAUUCUGAAACAACCAUUUAAAUGCGUAACGGUAACAUGGCAAUAGCCAUUAACUGGGGCAACAGAAGCUUCAAGUGGUGUGCAGCUGCAUUAAGACAGUGUUUGACCAAGAUUUUUGGCUUGAACUUGUAAGAAAGAUCAAAAAUUCGGGUAACUUAGUAGAAUUUUCUAGUGGCAACUACCAAGGGACAGGGCAUUCAGUCAUUCAGCCGGCCAAUCGCGCACAUCUCCGGAGCCGAUUACAGAUAUAUUAGAUGCAAAUAUUUCCAUCAUGCAAAUGUAACUCUAUACUGAAUCUCUGAAGUGGAAAAUAUAAAAAUAGCUGUAUAAGCUUUCCUCAAGCAGUGAUUUGGGGAAUUAGUGAAAACAUCAUGAAAGCAGUCACUCUAGCCAUUGAUGGUCUUGCUUGUUAUUAAAGGUCAUGUAGAGACUUCGGCUGGUUUCAUAGCUAAAAACUUCUCACAGGAGCUUUAACUCAUGCACUACAUUUAAAUAUGAUCAUAAUUAUGUUGCAGUACAGUGAGCCACUAGGCUAAAGGUGACACCUGAAGGGGAACCAGUGUCUGCACAUUUGCAGAGCUGGGACCUGAAUUUUUCUAACUAAACACUCUCCAUUCUGACCUCACCCACACAAUAGAGCCCCUUAUAAGAUAUUAGAGCUGAUUUCUGCACAGACUGGCCAUGAAAAUCCAGUUCCCUAAACUAUUAAGUAAAAAUGAGUGUCAGUUUGCACAUAAGAAUUGAAGUGUCAAAACAAACAGUCCGCAUCAAGAGGAACACACAGAAAAUUUCAUAUCCCCAGUGCUCAAAGUGCCACUCUGUGGCCAUCUGCAGUACAAUUAGACUUGAAAAUCUGAAUGUUUUCUGUUUAACCCAACAAAAACAGAGCUAUGUUAGAGAACACUGUAAGACAUCCAGCGUUUACGGCCUCCCAAAACGCUGUUUCCUAGUGGAUGAAAUGCCAUUACAGCAAAAAACAUUUGCAUAUACUCCUGAAUUCGUCUCUGUGUGGACGGGGCCAGAGUGAGUGAGUUUAUAUUCACAAUGGUGAUUUGAUGAUCUUUUGCACUUGAAAAUACAUAGAAGCACUUAAAAUACAUAAGAACUUUUGUGAAUUUCAGUGAACAAAAAAAUUACCAUGUUGCACGCUCUUCUUCAGCACAGGGUUUAAAUGGAUACAACUGGGGUUUGGAAGUAUUCAAGUGUUAAUUCUAACCUGCCUUACUGCUUAUAUUUGAUGAGUGGAAAGCACCACACAUUGAUUUGCAUUUUCUUUUGCAGAUAUUCUUUCAGAGGAAUUCAACUAAACUUUUACUGGUCUCAUCUUAGUGACAUUAUUUUAUAAGCUCUGUAUAAACAUUUAAAAUGUUUUUUUCCUGAAAUGUAGUUCCAGUUGCAAGCAUUUGUCAAAAUACUAAUUUAAUGUUCAUCCAUCUUGUCCUUAACUUUCAGCUCUAUUCACCGUGCUCUAAUCUUUCAUCAAAUAAUUGUAUAUUGCCUUCACACAUUAAAUAGGGGGAGUUAAAGUAAAACUUCCCCUAUCUUAUCAUGCUGUUGAGCAUAUUUGUGUUACAGUCAUCUGCUGCUCAAAAUUGCUCAUUUGCAUCAACAGACACAGAUGUGAAUCACAUGCUUGUUCCCACUAAUGCUGCUGUUGACUUUUGUAUAGGUGUUGUAUGCAGAUGAUGUCAUAUCGAAUCCAUCCUUUCAGGUUAAAACUGUAACUGUUCAAUUUGUUGUUUAUUUGUUUGUGUAGUUGUUUUUAUGGGGGGAGGGGGUAAUAAAUAAAU